CAGGUGUCGCUUUCACACAGGUGAAAACCGGAAGACAUUUUGUAUGAUGUGAUUCAAAACAACAAUCUGAACGGAACAACUACAACAAAUUAAGAUUUUCAUUUAAUAAGCUGUAAAGAUGUUACCUGGAACAAGCCUCCUGCAAACGGCGCUCAUCCUCUGUUCUUUCUCGUCAGUUUUAGCACUAAAUUGUUACCAGUGCAACUCAACACUAGAUUCCAACUGUCAAGAUCGAUUUGACCAUGAUCAAAGUGUCAAUCCCAUCCGUUCUACCAAGUGCACAGUGUACAAUGCCCGCUACUGCAUAAAGAUUACCGGAGUGUGGGGAGGAAUAGUUGGGACACAUCGUUUUUGCAGUGCCCGGGACUUAGGGGAUCAGUGCCAGGAUUUGUCGUACCCGGACCACGAUCGUUUAUACCGGGCCUGUGUAUACAGCUGUACGAGAGAUGACUGUAACUCUGCCAUCUCCACAAAAGGUUCCAUCAUUUUCCUCCUGGUUUUACUUGUUGGACCGCUGUUGAUGAGACAUUUUCUGUAACCACCGUGUGAUGUCUAACAAGAAUCAUGCAACAUUUAGAGCUAGACUACACAAGAUUUCUACAAAA
This is a messenger RNA of Saccostrea cuccullata (small rock oyster), 605 nucleotides long. RefSeq lists its product as uncharacterized. Gene Ontology annotation, biological process: positive regulation of voltage-gated potassium channel activity; regulation of synaptic transmission, cholinergic; sleep. The record is from RefSeq and is a predicted model, not a curated record. The transcript is spliced from 3 exons. Bases 119 to 538 code for a protein of 139 amino acids. Lineage: Eukaryota; Metazoa; Mollusca; Bivalvia; Ostreida; Ostreidae.